CUGGUACAGAACUCUGCAUUUUGUUUGUAGGUUAUGUUUUAGUCGUCAAUUGUCAAAAUUAAAAUUGAGUGUUUUUUGUGGAAUAAUUUGGUUAAAAUGUGGAAGACCUUAUCGUUACCAAUAAUUUCCUUGUGAAUAGUUAAUGUAAUUUGAAUUAUCGAAUAUUUAGCAUAUAUCAUCAAUGGCCGCGUAACUAAUACUGUUUAACACUGUUUGACAUUGAGUCUUGAGAUGAGAUUGGAAUACAAUAGGCAAUACGCAUUUCCUCUUCUUCAAUUAUUAUUUCUCAUUGAGAUUUAAACAUAUAGUAUUCUUUACUAAACGUUUAACUUUACAAAAACUGUAUCCAGCAUAUCUUCAAUAUGACGAACCAAUUAUCUGUUCUAAAACUUUAUAAUGCUGUAGUGGAUGAUGUGAUAGCCGGAGUGCGAGACUGUUUUCUGGACGAUGGUGUAGAUGAAACGGUAUUACAAGAGUUAAAACAGUUAUGGAAAACUAAAUUAACAGCAAGUGGCGCAAUGGAUCCCCCCCAUCCCGAUCCACCAACGAUGCCUCCGCCACCUGUAUUACUACAGAAUUUUCCUAAAGCUAAUGGAGGCAGUAUAUUACCUAAAAGAGCUCCAGAUAUGGCAUCUCAAAGUUCAAGCCACUCCGGAGGUGAGCAUGGUGGUCCUACAAACAUAGCCGGUGCUCAUCCUCACCAUGGCAUUGACCCAAAUAAUAAAGUGCCAGUGCAAUUGACAUUACCUGCUCAGCCUGGUGUGCCUGGUUCACAGCCACGGUCAUUUACUAUUCAAAUUCCAGCAUCUGCCUUAAAUGGGAACAAACUUCACCAAGUUUUGACAGGCCCUAUAAUAAAUGCAACAAUUAGUUUGCCUCAACCCCUAGCUGCGACUCUUUUACAGCAACAUAUAAAUUCAACAUUAGCCGGUCAACAAAAUGAAUUUGAUGGAGGCGGGGGAGGUAGAAGUGGAGCGGCACCAUUUUCUCUUGACGGUGCAUUAGAUUCUUCUGAUGAUGAGGGUUCAAUAGUUGGCGAUGGUUCAGAAGAGGGUGCUGGUGACGAGGACGAAGAUGAGGAAUCUGCGGAAGAGAGAGCAGAGGAAGAAGAGGAGGAAAGAGAUGAAAGUGGUGGGGCAGAGGAGGAACCACUCAACUCGGGGGAUGAUGUGUCCGAUGAGGAACCAGGUGACAUGUUCGACACUGACAAUGUAGUGGUUUGUCAAUACGAUAAAAUCACACGCAGCCGUAACAAGUGGAAGUUCCAUUUAAAAGAUGGUAUAAUGAAUUUAUCGGGUAAAGAUUAUGUCUUUCAAAAAGCCAACGGUGAUGCGGAAUGGUGAGAUGUGAUUUGUACUUGUGUAUAAAGAGUGUAAUGUGGAAAUGAUUGCCAGGAAUUAGGUAAAUGCGGAUUUAAAGGCACAUUAACUUUGCCUGCAUACACAUACAUGUAAGAUUCAUUAAAAAAAUAUAACUGUUUAUUUAUGUAAAGUCUUUGGCAAGUAUUUUCGUAUUUUGAAUGUAACCAGUUUAUUCUGGUCGUGAUAAGUCUGUUGGUAAUUGCUCAUGAUAUCUGAAUUAAUCUGCCUGUAUUAGGCUAACCUUCAUGGACAAGCUAUUGUAUUUGGUGCAACCUUGUGGUGUAUGUGAAUUGAAUGUAUGAUGGUGUUGUGGUGUGUGAGCUAUGCUAGCUUCACCAGAAAUUAACAUUAAAUUCAGCCCUACCAACAAUUAAUGAGUUGAGCAUAAAAAAAAAAAAAUUUUGGUCUUCUGGUAAAGCUACCACAGCAUAAGGUAUAUAUAUUUUAUUUUCAGAAACAAAUAAACCUUAUAAUAUUCCAAAACUUUUUGUUGUAUCAGAAAUCAAUAUAACCAUGCUAUUUUCUUACAGGAAAAAAAUGUACAAUGUAUAAAAUAAAGCGUUUUUGUAUAUGGAUUUGUUCAAUCAUUUGUUUCUUAAUCAGAAUUGUUGUUCGUUUUCAAAUAAAGGUUCAAUGAUUUGAUUAUUGUUAUAUGAUAUUCGGUUUGUGUGAUUUUUAAAAACUUUAAAAAAAAUUGUCGUAUCAUAUUUUGAUUCCUAAGUGCACAAAAUAAUUUUUGUUUAAAUGUUCUCUACACACUAUUACUAAGAUUAAUUCAUUUUGUGAUAUAAUUAUGUUAAAAAAAACAAAUGCCAAUAUAAAUAGCAGAAAACUGCACAUAAUAUCAAAGCAGUUCUUUAGUUAUUACUUUGAUGAUGUAAGUCGCUUACGAUCCCUUAUGUGAUGAAGUUUGAGAAUGGUAAUUUUAAUAAAAUAUGUUGCAUUAAAA
Molecule: messenger RNA, 2310 nt
Organism: Danaus plexippus (monarch butterfly)
Lineage: Eukaryota; Metazoa; Arthropoda; Insecta; Lepidoptera; Nymphalidae
Gene: TfIIA-L
Product: transcription initiation factor IIA subunit 1
Exons: 1
Coding region: 363-1343 (326 amino acids)
Biological process (GO): transcription initiation at RNA polymerase II promoter; transcription by RNA polymerase II
Cellular component (GO): transcription factor TFIIA complex
Source: RefSeq, a predicted model, not a curated record